Messenger RNA from Dunckerocampus dactyliophorus (ringed pipefish), 1665 nucleotides. RefSeq names its product golgin A7 family, member Ba (gene golga7ba). Gene Ontology annotation, cellular component: palmitoyltransferase complex. The record is from RefSeq and is a predicted model, not a curated record. The transcript has 5 exons. Gene Ontology annotation, biological process: peptidyl-L-cysteine S-palmitoylation; protein targeting to membrane. Bases 137 to 613 code for a protein of 158 amino acids. Lineage: Eukaryota; Metazoa; Chordata; Actinopteri; Syngnathiformes; Syngnathidae.
CUAAGAAAAAAAACAUAAUUGUGACUGGGACAGCUAAAUCCUGUCCUCUGCUAGCCCCGCCCUUUGACGCCCCUCCCCCAUCAUUUAAUCUGUCCAGUGUCACUCAUCAGCGCACGCGGGGACUCGUCCCUUAAACAUGGCGACUGAGUUCCACAAUCUGCAAGAGUUGAGGCACAGUGCAUCUCUUGCCAACAAAGUCUUCAUCCAGAGAGACUACAGUGAGGGGACAACCUGCAAGUUCCAGAUUAAGUUUCCCUCAGAGCUAGAGAGCAGGAUUGAGAAGACUCUGUUUGAGGACACUGUGAAGACGCUCAAUAACUACUACGCAGAGGCAGAAAAAAUUGGAGGCCAGUCUUACCUAGAAGGCUGUCUCGCUUGUGCUACAGCAUAUCUUAUCUUCCUCUGCAUGGAGACGCGCUAUGAGAAGGUGUUGAAGAAAAUUGCCAAGUACAUUCAGGAGCAGAAUGAAAAGAUCUACGCCCCUAGGGGCCUGCUCAUCACCGAUCCUAUAGAGAGGGGAAUGCGUGUUAUAGAGAUCUCCAUCUAUGAAGACAGGGGUUCUAGCGGCUGCAGCUCUGGGAGCAGCUCUGUGUCCAGCAGCACGGCUCGAUGACCGCCUGAAAACAACAUCCCCUUGAUCACUCAUCAUCACACGACUGCGGCCGUGAAAACCAACCCUACUCCAAGCUCAUCCCUCCACUUCACUCUCACAAAGGAUCCACAAGAUGUUCCCUAAGAAAGACAUGUUACUCCUUAUCAAGCUUUGUCAACACCUACAACAUGCACUUUAGUCAUUUGUUGCAAUGCACCUGAUGAACAAAAACAUCUUGCUGUGGUUGAUUGUUUUUUUAAGCCAUGUGUCAUCUGAUGAGUGAGAGGAUGAAAGAAAGUGGGAUGAAAGGUACUCAUUACAACUAACCAGGCAUAAAUGUUUGAUAUGUAGCUCUGACAUUGUAGAUGAUGUAGGCACAAGUACACAUAACAACUACCUUAGCCCAUAUCUCCUGUAUAUCAAAGCAUUAGACCAUAUUGUGGCUGCACUGUGGCCUAGUGGUUAGCAUGUUGACCUCACAGUCAGGAGAUUGGGUACUCCAGCUUCCUCCCACAUUCCAACAAAAAACAAUUGGAGACUCUAAAUUGUCCAUUGGUGUGAAUGUGAGUGUCAGUUCUUGUGUGUCAAUAUGUUCCCAGUGAUUGGCUGGUGACCAGUCCAGGGUGUAUCCCCCGCCUCUCGCCCAAAUUCAGCUGGGAUAGGCGCCGGCUCACCCGUGACCCUAAUGAGAACAAGUGGUAUAAAAAAUGGAUGGAUAUGACGUUGUAGCAAAUGAGUAUCUGUCAUUAUAAUAUGUAACACAAGUCUUCCAAUUUUCCACUCAGAUGUUACACAAACCUGAGCGAGAUGAUCUCUUCCAAAAUUUGAAUUAUGCAAGCCGUAGCAAGUAUGAGUCAAAUAGUCUUCCUAAAUCUUAACUAACUGAAUCACACAGACCCUUGAUUGAUAUUUGACUCAACCUCCAAAGACAAAUAAUUGCCAAAAAAAGGCUCAUUGAUCUGAACGUGUGUUACGUUGGUGACAUUUUGUGCAGCUUUGGUGUUUGAUACACAUGGCGAUGAAGUAUUAUGCUGUCAAAUAAAUACAACGUCAACACAGCUGCAUCCAAGUGU